UCUCAACCCAGAGCAAACCUUCUGGGUGGGUCUCCAAAGCUCUUCUGGAUAGCUUUAUAGAGAAUCCUGCGUUCUCUGCCCCCGCCCCCCUCUCUUGCCGCGAGACUACACACACACACCUAUCAGCCACAAUACCUCUCUUAUUCCCGCCACAAUGUCGAACGAAAGCCACUCUUCUUCGGGCAGCCGAAGCCUAAAAGCCGUCUUCGUAGGGUUGGGUGUCUUGGGGACGAUAGCCACCUGGGGCCGGACGGUGGGGAGCGGUAGUCUGGGUCUGAUCACAGCGGCCCUGGAACAGGACGAAUACACCCUCCCGGGAUCGGCGUGCAAGCUGCUGCCGAGCUUCACGGGAAUCGGGCCGGUGGACUACCUGCUGCGGACGCUCGUCGUGUUCUUCUGGGAGUCGGUGGAUGGCUCGCAUCCGAAGAACGCAGCGGCGGGGCUCUACUUCGCCGGGCAGAUGGCCCCGACCAUCGUGGCCAUCUACCUGGACGGGCUGCGCAGGGGCAACGGCGCGUCCCUGCUCCGGCCUGUGCUCUGGUACCUCGUCUUCGCUGCUGCUGCUGUCGGGUCCAGCGGCGCCGCCUGGGCCCUUGUCUACCUCGCCUCGUCGCCGACGCUCUCGCCGUCCGUCGGGCUUAGCGCCCUGCAGGAUGUCUCGCUCGUCGCGUCGCCCAUCGCUGCCAGCCUCCUACUGCCAGCCACGCUCGUCGCCUUCGCGGGCACCACCGUCCUCAUGGGCAUCCCGUCGCCCACCGUCGUCUCCGGCAACUUUCAGCAGUGGGCUAUCGUCAUCUGGAAUGUGUUUCCCUUGAUCCUGGUCGCCAUCGUAUACGCACUCCAGCCGCUAUUGGGCGCAGUACUGGCCGGCCGCCAGCUGUCGGAUCGGCAGGCGCACCUACGCGCGGUAAGAUGGCUCGGCGUCGGGUCUGUGGUGUUCGGCUUCGCCAUGCACGCCUCCGUGACGGCCGUGUCUUUCUCGGCGGCACUGUUCCCGGCCAUAUUCGCCCCGGGGUACGCGGAAGCGUUGCGUCCUCUAUCGCUCGCGGUGCCGCCGAUCGGGAUGGAAGUGGUGAGAACGCCCGGGGACGGGAUCUGGGGGUUCAUGCUGUGGGACCAGGUGUUCGGGUUCACGAUGUUCAUGCUCGUGUUCUUGGCGCAGCUCCAGAACUCGAUGCGCUUCUCGGACCAGCCCCUAGGAUCGUUCAGCUGGGCGCGGAUGGCGGUCGUCUGCCUCCUCUCUUCCUUCCUCGUCGGGCCCGGCACGACGAUCAUGGCCGUGAGCUGGCUGCGAGACGAAGUACUGUACGGGGUGACGCCCAAGAUCCAUAGUCCCUGGAAAGCGGACGCGAAGAAAUUAAAUCGCGGGUGACGGGGGUUAUAGGGUUGGCUGGGAGUGCUGUCGCUGAAGGACCAAAGAGGGUGUGCAUCACCGCUUUCACCAUUUCGCACCCUACCUCUUUCUGUGAAUUCACGCAUCUUAGCGGGAUAGAAU
This is a messenger RNA of Durotheca rogersii, 1495 nucleotides long. RefSeq lists its product as uncharacterized. NCBI's taxonomy places the organism in Eukaryota, Fungi, Ascomycota, Sordariomycetes, Xylariales, Xylariaceae. Bases 155 to 1372 code for a protein of 405 amino acids. The transcript has a single exon. The record is from RefSeq and is a predicted model, not a curated record.